CAAAGAUAUUCCGAGCUUCUGCCGUGGCAUUACGCCCACUAUUCCACUCGGAUAAAUAAGGACACGAUUAUGACGCUGAUUCAUACUAAAGUUAACUUGAUACUUGAUACUUGGAUGGCCCAUCUUCACUCGUUGUGCAGGCCCCAGCAUAAUUUCCAUUCUUCGGGAAAAUUUUCGAAAAUCAUGUACGUUGCCAAAGUUGAGGUAUCACACGCAACAAAUCUGGAGUACAUUUGCUAUGAUGGAAAGUGUGUUUUUGGCCCGAGAAAGUCGAAUAUGCAAAUUAUUAAACUUUUAUUGGUACUUACUAGUACACGGUGGCAGCACUUGAAAUUUUUGUCGUUAGAUUUUCGAAACUUUGUCAUGUGUCUCUCUAAGAAGAAAGUCUUCACUUCCAGGGAACCAACCGACUCAGCGAAGAAGAAAGUAAUCGAUUAA
This is a messenger RNA of Angiostrongylus costaricensis, 438 nucleotides long. NCBI's taxonomy places the organism in Eukaryota, Metazoa, Nematoda, Chromadorea, Rhabditida, Metastrongylidae. The record is from the annotation of a GenBank genome assembly.